Molecule: messenger RNA, 1672 nt
Organism: Spinacia oleracea (spinach)
Lineage: Eukaryota; Viridiplantae; Streptophyta; Magnoliopsida; Caryophyllales; Amaranthaceae
Product: E3 ubiquitin-protein ligase DIS1
Exons: 5
Coding region: 570-1487 (305 amino acids)
Biological process (GO): multicellular organism development; ubiquitin-dependent protein catabolic process
Cellular component (GO): cytoplasm
Molecular function (GO): zinc ion binding; ubiquitin protein ligase activity; protein binding
Source: RefSeq, a predicted model, not a curated record
UUUCUGUGUCUCCAAAUUUUCAUUUGUAUUCUCACUCUUUAAUUUGAAAUUUCUUUCCAUUCAACAAAUAAACACACACCCCCGCUCCCUCUCUGCUAAAACAAUUAAACUGACUCUUUAUCUCUCUCUCUCUCCUUCAACAUCUUUUACUCCGUAAUAGUUUGUCUCAUUUAUUUAUUCGGCCGUCUACGGUCUACCCCCAGUUUGCUCCCCAUUUUUCCAGACGGCUAAUAAAUCAAUAACAAUUAAUAAUUAAUUCUUCUCAAACUACAAAUUCAAUUCCCUACUUCCUGAAUUAUUAUACCAACUUCUAAAAUCCCAUUAUAAUUUGGUUGUUGUUGCUGUUGUUGUUGUUGUUGUUGUUGUUGUUGUUGUUUGAGUUGAGGCCCUCCAUUUUCUAGGGUUUUUCUUCUUCUUUCUUUAAUGGCGUUUUGAAUUUCAAAUUUCCCAACUCAUUCUUCCCUCUUUUCAAGGCAAGGAAUCACUAUUAGUCGGCAUAUUUGAAGCGAGCAAGCGGUAAAGGGUUUCGAAAGGAGUGAAAUUUCCCGGUAAGUUAUUUGGCCAACAAGAUGGCAACCGGAAGUCCUUAUUUCGAUGAUGUGAGGGGGAAGCCUGAAGUUAUCAAUUCUCCCUCAAGUGAAGAUAUGAUUGACGUUGUAGAACAUGUAAUAGAUCCAACACAAACUUCUGUUAAGCAAAAUCCCAUUGUAUCUAGCAGUGUUUAUGAGCUGCUGGAGUGCCCAGUGUGCCUAACUGCUAUGUACCCUCCAAUCCACCAGUGUUCAAAUGGCCACACAAUAUGUGCUAAUUGCAAGCCCAGAGUACACAACCGGUGCCCAACUUGCAGGCAUGAACUUGGUAACAUUAGAUGCCUUGCCCUUGAGAAGGUGGCUGCAUCCCUUGAACUUCCAUGUAAAUAUCAAAGUUACGGAUGCGUGGGUAUAUAUCCGUACUAUAGCAAGCUGAAGCACGAGUCCCAAUGUUCCUUUAGACCCUAUAACUGUCCUUAUGCUGGAUCAGAAUGUACUGUUAUUGGUGAUAUCCCUUAUCUGGUGGCCCACCUUAAGGAGGAUCAUAAAGUUGACAUGCACAAUGGAAGUACAUUCAACCAUCGCUAUGUGAAGUCAAAUCCGCAUGAGGUCGAAAAUGCUACUUGGAUGCUUACGGUUUUCAGUUGCUUUGAGCAGUACUUCUGCCUUCAUUUUGAAGCGUUCCAGCUAGGUAUGGCUCCUGUCUACAUAGCUUUCCUACGAUUCAUGGGGGAUGACAACGAAGCAAAAAAUUAUAGCUACAGCCUUGAGGUCGGAGGAAAUGGAAGAAAGAUGAGCUGGCAAGGAGUGCCAAGGAGCGUUAGGGAUAGCCAUCGCAAGGUUCGUGACAGCUUUGACGGUCUCAUAAUCCAGCGAAAUAUGGCACUUUUCUUUUCUGGUGGUGAACGGAAAGAAUUGAAACUGAGAGUAACGGGUAGGAUUUGGAAAGAACAGUGACUUAAUUUUUCUGGGAAGUCCUCUGUUAGAGUUAGAAUUCUCCUUGUAGUGUCAUUAGAAGUCUUCUGUUCAUGUAUUUUCAACUGUGUAAAAUGGCAAAUUCUCUUUGCUUGCCUAUGCAUCAAAUAUGUGACUGAGACAAAUUUUAUGAUGUUCCAUGUGAAAAAAAUGGUUGAAUCCUUGUA